Molecule: messenger RNA, 3363 nt
Organism: Periconia digitata
Lineage: Eukaryota; Fungi; Ascomycota; Dothideomycetes; Pleosporales; Periconiaceae
Source: the annotation of a GenBank genome assembly
CGCUGCCGCCUCCCCCCUUCCUUUCCUUGGUUCGUUCCUGCAUCUCUGGGACGGCGCUACCCUGGAUCGGGUCGGUGUGGCGCACCCUUGUCCCACCAGCCUAGCCCUCGUCCAAUCCGUCAAAGAGAGAGCAAAAAAGCAACCAACCAACCAUUGAAUCCCCUAAAACCCUCCGUCGUGGCGCAAUCCCCCGAACAUUCACCAUCACCAUUGUCUUUCUCCUCUUUUUUUUUUUUUCUCUCCAUCUCUCUCUCUAUCCUCCUCCUGCUUCGCUUGCACUGAUUGACGCGCAGUGCCGCUUUGGCUUGCUCCACCGCUCAUUCAACUUGACUCGGAGCUUCAUCUCAAAACGACGGCCGGUCCUGACCUUCCCACAUUCUUUCCAAUCUAGCUCUGCUGUUCGUCCCACAUACCACCACCACCACCACUACUACCGCGGUGCUCGACGCAUCAUCCUUCCACAUUCCACAUCCCACCACCCUCAUUCCUACCCACCACCACCACUACCAUUCGCUUCCACUCAGUCCGUCUCCGCCGCCGUCGCUCUUUGGCUCGCACGGUGACUGACCCCCCGCCUGCCUUCCCCUCAUAACCACCCCAAUGUCCAACCCUCCCCAACCAAAGUCUCCUUCCUUUCGUCUGUCUCGUCAGGGCUUCCAACCGCUCAGCAACAACGAUAUGAGGGGCACCGACGAUAUCCCCCUCCAGACCGUGGUCAGCCACACCCCAUCUCACACCCCCACCAUCAAAGAGCCUUCAGAGAAGAGCGGCCUGUUCCACCGCGGAAAGAGACGAGUCCAAAAGGUCGAUUCAAAGGGCAACUAUGACGCCUCCACAGUCCCGCCUGUCGAGGAGGAAUCCACCGCUCUCAACCGCAUGGGCAGGUUCUACCUCAAAGUCCUCAAUUUCAGCAUCAUCACUCGCUACAUGAUCUACGUUGCUCCCAUCGCUCUUAUACUGGCUAUCCCCAUCAUUCUCGCUGCUCUCAAGGACAUCACCAAGCCAAUUGGCCAAGGCAAGAACGCCAAUGGCGAUGUCCUCCAUGGCGCCGAUCCCAAGCUUUUCUUCAUCUGGAUCGAAAUCAUCUGGCUCAGUUUCUGGGUCUCCAAAAUCAUCGCCCACUUCCUUCCUCGUGUCUUUGAGUUUCUCGUCGGCGUCGUAAGCCCUGGUGUCAAGAAAUACGUUCUGCUCCUGGCCGCUCUCGAGCGCCCUCUCUCUUUUGUCUUCUGGAUGAUCGUCAACCAGGUCACAUACCAAGCUCUCGUCGCAAACCCCACCCCGAAUCCAGACGCUGCAUGGAUCGACAAGGUCGCCUCGUUCCUGCUCGCUCUGCUCGUUUGCACCUGUAUCAUUCUCGGUGAGCGUUUGCUCAUUCAGCUCAUCAGCAUCAGCUACCACCGAAAGCAAUUCGAUGGCAAGAUCAAAGAAUCCAAGCGUAACAUUCAACUGUUGGGUGUCAUGUACGAUGCCUCGAGGGCUCUAUUCCCGGCUUACUGCAACGAGUUUGCCGAGGAAGACUACAUCAUUCAAGAUCAACUGGGUUUCGUCCUGGGUAGCAAGAAAACAACCAUGGGCCAGCACACUCGCACAGGCUCAAAAGCACCCAUGCGCUUGGUGCAAAAUGUCGGCCGUGUUGGAGACAAGGUCACAUCCGUUUUUGGAGCCGUCGCCCAGGAAAUGACUGGCAAGAAGGUUUUCGAUCCGAACUCGGCGCAUAACAUCGUCUUGGAAGCUCUGGAGAGCAACCGCUCUGCCGAAGCCCUGGCGCGCCGCAUCUGGCUCUCUUUCGUUGUCGAAGGCAAAGACGCUCUAUUCCAAGAGGAUAUGAUCGAGGUCAUGGGACCCGGCCGACAAAAGGACGCCGAGGAGUGCUUCAGCUCGCUCGAUCGCGAUGGUAAUGGCGAUAUCAGUUUGGAAGAGAUGAUCCUCACCGUGACCGAUUAUGGCCGUGAACGCAAGUCCAUCAGCUCCAGUAUGCACGACGUCGACCAGGCCAUCAAUGCUCUGGACGGUCUUCUCUUCGUGUUUGUCUUCAUCAUCUGCGUUCUCGUUAUCGUCUGCUUCAUGAGCCCCACAUUCACUACCACCCUGACUACAUACACGGCUUCUCUCCUAUCUCUGUCUUUCGUCUUUGCUGCUACUUGCCAGGAAAUUCUCGGUUCCUGCAUCUUCCUCUUCGUCAAGCAUCCAUUCGAUAUCGGCGACCGCGUUGACAUUGCCACGGACCAACUCACUGUCGAACACAUCUCUCUUCUCUACACGGUCUUCAAGCGCGUCAGCAACGGUAAAACCGUGCAAACACCCAACAUUGUCCUCAACAACCUGUGGGUUGAGAACAUUACUCGUUCCAAGGCUAUGAGAGAGCAAGUGCCCAUCUUUGCUGCAUUCGACACGUCGUUUGAGGACAUCAACGCAUUGAAGCAAGAAAUGAUCACUUUUGUCCGCGAUCCUGCAAACACUCGUGACUACUUCCCCGAAGUGGAGGUCGAAGUCAUUGGUAUCGCUGAAAUGAACAAGCUUGAGCUGCGCGUGGAGAUUCGCCACAAGAGUAACUGGUCCAAUGAAAGUCUUCGCGCCGCCCGGCGAUCCAAAUUCAUGUGUGCUUUGGUCGUGGCUCUCCGAAAGGUCCCUAUCGCCGGUCCCGCUGGCAGCGAUGUAGGCUUGGGCGAUGCCAACAAGCCAUCAUGGUCGGUAGCUAUCUCGCCCGAGGAAGCUCAAGCCGUGCGACAGAAAUAUCUCGAUGGCAAGGAUGCCGCACGUCUCUACCCUACCAAGAAGGAUGAUCCCGAUGAUAGUGGCGACAAGGGUGAUGGGGGCAAACCUUCCGGCAUGUCUUCAGGCACCGACUAUUUGGGCUUAGGCCCCGAAGGCAAGGCCAUCAGCUCUUUAAACAACCGCAAACCUGGCGUGGAUAACGUUCGCGAUGAUACCUGGGUCUACCGUGACGACGCUACGAUCGGCCGCCCUAGUAUCGAUGGCCAGCCCCCUGCGGAGACUGAAAAUCUUCUGCACAAAGCUACGAGCCAUGGCGGCAGACGCAAGCAGGGUGGGACCCUUUCGCCCUACACUGUACGGCCCUCAACGGACUCGCAGCGUAGCCACGGUGUGCCAAGCAAUACCAGCAACCCUUACGCAUCCCCUCCUGGACAAUCUGCCCAACAGGGACUCCGUAGUCCCGCGAGUGUCACUUCCGCAUCCACGGGAUAUACAGGAUAUGCCGAGGAGCACCAAUUCCAGCCCAUGAUGCCCCCGACUGGUCCACCCAGGCCUAAUGCAGGUGCGCCGCCUCAACAGCAGCAGUCAUCCACCAACCCGUACCGCGCCGCUUCACCAGAAAUGAGGCAAUAUCAGCAGAGGCCGUGA